Molecule: messenger RNA, 2760 nt
Organism: Didymodactylos carnosus
Lineage: Eukaryota; Metazoa; Rotifera; Eurotatoria; Philodinida; Philodinidae
Source: the annotation of a GenBank genome assembly
CCUAAAACCUAUAAAUUUGUGCUUUGAAAAUAUUUGCGCGACGCUGAGAGGUCUUCCAAAAAAUCGAUAUCAAACUUCUAACAAAAAUGCUCACAAAUGUCCGACUUUUAGAAACUGAGCAAUACUUGGCUGAAGAUGCAGUUUUUCAUGCUGAUUCAGAAUAUGACCUUAUUUUCAGGAAAAGGUGCUUUUUGAGGAAGAAAACUGCGAAAUACUCCAAAAUCCUUAGGGUUUUUGGAAAGCCUGGAACGAAGCAUCCUUACCGAACUGCGCUUAGCUGCGACCAGUAUAUGUGGAGGAGGUGUAGAUGAACAUUUUGAGCUAUUUUUCAUGUUGAUAUCUAGUGCGCGGAGUUGCGCGCGUGCAUUUUUAUGAAGUCACCUUUUUUUAAACAGGUUUUCUAGAAAGAUCUUUGAGCCUCAACAGAAAUUUAACUUGUUCUUCCAAAACUUUUUUACGUUUAGAAAGCCCAACACCUGACGAUUCCAUAUCAGUGUUUGCUUUUCAAAAAAAAUUCAAAUUUGAUGGAGAAAAUGCAAUUUUAAAUACCAACACGCCUAUUCCGCUAGUAAUUUUGUAACUUGGUUUUCUCCACUUUGGAAGCAGCUAGACCAAAAACUUUUUCACUGUUAAAUAGGGCAUUGUUUACACUAUAUAUACCGCUAUUCAAAACAGAAAAUUUCGUAUCUACGAUUUUUUCAGAAAAUGCCGCCUAAAUGCCCACUGUGGGGUGAUCCCUUGAUAGGUAAAGGGUUGAGAAGAAUACUGUUGAAAAUUGUUCACAAUGAAUGUCUGAAUGUGUUAAAUUUGAAUAAACAAUAAUUUGAUUUAAAUAAGUGAAUAAUGAAUCCUUGGUAAUUUUCAGUAUCAAUGAUUUCACAUUUGGAUACGUUUUUCUAAGUACGAAAGGAAAAUGAUGCUAUGAAUGAAGAAUUGAUAAAUGUUUGACAGUUGUACAGACUGACUUUACACUAUUAUAAUUGUUUGUAUUUAUGGAAAUUGAAUUCAAUAAUUUAUCAUACUUGUAUAUGUUUAGUGAGAUUUUGCACAUUUGCAAUAAUAUUUCAUCUUCUGAAUAAUUAAAUGUAAGGUACAAUUUACGUUCCAAAUAAAAAUAUGAUGUGACUAACGAUUCGAAAUCAAAAUAAUUAGUUGUCGAAAUAGUCAUAUAAAAGUCCAACUGUUUUAAAUCUGAUAAAUGAAUGAAUAUCACUUUCCAUUGAUAGCCGUCUUUUGGGUGGGUGCCGGUGGUAAAUUUCUAUUUCCAACAAUAAUUGUCGCAAUUGACCUAAACCAUGACACCAUUCUUUCGCGAACAUUUUCCGCGAACGAAUCUUCUGUAAAUUUUUCAUAAUACAAAUUUAGCUAAUUGUAGCAAUGCGUGGGAGUGGCGAUGAGGGCAGUGUGAGACUUGUGAAGCAGUUAUCUGAAAUAUUCCACAUGAAUAAUAUUACAUUUCAAGACGCGACGUUAACACAAAAUCCAUUUACAUUUACCAUUACCCCUCAAUUUCUUAAUACCUCAUCAUUAUUUGGUGCAUGUCCAAUAUUAUUAAAUGAUCCUACAUCUUCUUCUCAACCACAACAACAAACCGUUAUAACAUCAAAUAAUCCUCUACUUCAGUUAAUUGGACAACAGACUGUACUAACACCGACUAAGUCACAAUUUAAUUCUACAACUGAUAUGACUGUAUUAUCAACCCCUAGUAUUCUUUCACCACCCACGAUUAAUUUCGUUCUUGAUGUAUCAUCAUUAGCGAGUCUCGGAUUCUUACAAAGUCUUUUUACAACUAGUAUACCAACUGUUUUACAUUUACCAGAAUCGCCACCAAUUACCGGCACAUUAAUUACAACUAAUUCUCCGGCGUUCGAAGAACAGCUAAGAAAAUUAGUUACAACUCCAACAUUAGAUGGUUUUAUCUUACAACCAAAUAGUAUUACUCCAACGGCAAUAACUCCUCAACCUCAAGAAACAGCUGCAUCUGCUCCAUCGAAAGCAAAACUACCACGAACAUCAAAAAAUCGCUCUAAACUCAUUUCAUCCGUCAGUUCAUUAGAAAAUGACGUUACAUUUACAUCUCGUGCACGUAAAAAACCGGCGUCUGAACCAUCAGCUAAACGAGUAAUUCAAGAGGAUGAAGAUGAUACAUGUCAUAUUAUUGAACCACAACAAUAUCGAAAAAUUGAAGUGAAUGUUCCUCAGCAUAGUAUGAUCGAUGUCAAGGAACUGUUGCCAUCUGCUCCAUCAACACCUGCUAUUCAAUCGAUAUUAAUUAACCACACUGGUGACGAAUGUUCAACAACAGUAGUUAUUAAUAAAGCAAUAUCGUCUACUGCAGCAGCCACUACUACUCCGAAGAAAAAAACUGUACGAAAACGUGUUAAGAAAACGGGAGUCGAUGAUAAUGCGUUAUCGAUUUCAACCUCAAUACUAAUGAAUAUGCCGUCAAGUCUCCUAACUCCUUCAUCUGUACCUCCACCAUCUUUGGCUCCCCCAAGUUCUCUCAGUGGUCUCUCACCACCCCUCACUCCUGCAGAAUUUGUUCAACCAUCUACACAACCAUUGGACAACUUAUUCGCUUCAUCUACAGAUUUAUUUACUGGUCCAUGGUCUGAGGCUCUAUUAAAAGAUAUUCCUAACACAGAUUUAUUUGAUUUUGAUCAUUUUGAUUUUGAUGCACUUAAUCAACAGAAUCUACAACAGCAAGUAGAGUAUGAUGCGUCGACACAAUUUGAUUUUUUAUUUGAAAAUUGUUUGUAA